Messenger RNA from Rhipicephalus sanguineus (brown dog tick), 1533 nucleotides. RefSeq lists its product as uncharacterized. NCBI's taxonomy places the organism in Eukaryota, Metazoa, Arthropoda, Arachnida, Ixodida, Ixodidae. The coding region runs from base 556 to 1155 and encodes 199 amino acids. The record is from RefSeq and is a predicted model, not a curated record. The transcript is spliced from 4 exons.
GCUGCAGCCGCAAGCCCUGCGUGACAAGCCGGGGGCCAACGCCAGUACCUCGAGUGCGUUCGGUAUCCUCUCCACGGCGGCUGUUCGUUUCGCGAACCGUCUCUCGCGCGCAGGCGUCGACCAUCUGACAAGCGGCGCAGCUUUUCAUUAGGCUCCGUGUGUUCCUUACAAUCGUGCGCAAGACCUGCUCGUUGUGUCGCUCGUUGGCCUCGCUUGUGUGGUUCGUGCGCUAACCUCCGUGUUUCUCCCAGCAGCGUGCGCUUGCGUCGCUCGCAGUGUUAAGGCAGUUUUAGAAUAGGGUACGCAAAGUUAGCGUUCGUUCGCGCGCGCAUUUCGGCACUUAACGUGGGUACCCAAGAGGAUAGCGUAUGACGCAUGCGUAGUGGUGACAAACGCUAACGCAAAGCUUUGAGUACCCUAUUUAAACUCUGCAGUGCAAGCAGGACGGAAUGCAGACGAUGCGUAAAGCAUCCUCGAGCAGGCGACGGCCUGAAAGACGUCGGUGACACCCGCUUUUUAGGGACAAGACGUUUGUUUUGUUUUCACGAGACCGCCAUGUUUCCGGCAUCGGCGGCUCGUUUCGUGUUUUGCCUGGUCGCCGCGCUGCUGGUUGUGCUUGGGCGGCAACCGGAAGCGGUGGUGCGCGGUGAAGAUAGUGUAUCGCGCGAUAUGGUUGUCGUCACUUCCGGUACCAUGGCCGACGAAGAGAAGGAGCCGGGCUUCUGGGCGUCCUUCAGGACUUACAUGCUCGGGGAGCACAACGCGCAUAAACAUGACUGGCACCAUCGUUUCUUCAACCGGUACGUGCCGCUCUUCGGCGUCAUCACCUUGUCCCUGGUGGCCAUUGCCCUCUGCCUCAGCUACUGGUGUCAAGACCGGAACUCUCCGGAGACGGAGUCGUCCCGAGCCCGUCUGGAGGAGAUGCGGCGAAUGCAGUGCGGAGAGCGGGUGGCCAUGUACACCAUGCCGCCCAGCACGGACACCUACACCCAACAGGGCUGUCCGGGACACGUAAGCCAAGUUACAAAUGACUUCUACGGCUACCCACCGCCCCCGCCCCGAUACAACUACGCCACGUUCGAUCCCACAGCUCCAGCGACAGUACCACUGCAGCCUUUGCAGCCUUCCGCACCACCGGCGUACCGCUUACGAUGACGCAAGCCCGACCCUGCUCAAGACUCCCAAGACUUCGUUCGGGGUCGCGACGAACCCGCAACCCCAUGGAUUACGUAACCCAGCUUCCGGACGCUCCCAGGAGCAUCCCGAUUGACCUCGUGACGAGCUUCUUAACUCCGCGAUGCUCGUCUCCUGUCGAAGACACCUCGUUCCGCGUGAGUCAGUUCGCGCGUGGGAAUGAGAGGUUGCCAGCGCGUCAGAGUUUUUGUCGCACGAUUUCGGUGUCCUGACCGCGAUGAACGCUGUCCAGCAUCGAAGUCGCAGCCCCUUUCGAAGUCACAACUCGCGGACAAUGACUGUCCGGAUGAAUAGUCAUGUACCCUUUUUGGAAAAUAAAACACAUAUUCCUGCGCCUAA